GCUGUGCUGGAGUUCGAAUCGGCGGCGGUUACUCGCUCGGCUUCGGCGGGGCUGCUGCUGGCCAGCGUUCUCCAGCCAUGGAUAACACGGAAAAUGUAUUUCAAAUGUUUGAGGCCCAUAUGCAGACCUACAAGGGUGAUGACCCACUUGGUGAAUGGGAAAGUUAUGUGCAGUGGGUGGAAGAAAAUUUUCCUCAGAAUAAAGAAUACUUGACUUUAUUAGAACAUUUAAUGAAGGAAUUUUUAGGUAAGAAGAAAUACCACAAUGACCCCAGAUUCAUCAAUUAUUGUUUAAAAUUUGCUCAGUGCAACAGUGACCUUCAUCAGUUUUUUGAGUUUCUGUACAACCAUGGGAUUGGAACCCUGUCAUCUACUCUGUACCUAGCCUGGGCUGGGCAUCUGGAAAGCCAGGGAGAGCUGCAGCAUGCCAGUGCCAUUAUCUGGAGAGGAAUUCAAAACCAGGCCGAACCUGGAGAACUACUGCAACAACAGUACAGGUUAUUUCAGACACGCCUCACAGAGACUCAUUUGCCAACUCAAGCUAGAGCCUCAGAACCUCUGCAUAAUGCUCAGAUUGUUAAUCAAAUGGCAUCAAAAUCAAAUCCAGGAAAUAACUCAGCAUGUGUUUCUAAGAAUCAGGGUUCAGAACUUUCUGGAGUAUUAUCUUCAGCUUGUGAUAAAGAGUCAAAUAUGAAACAAAAGGUGAUCAUGAUUUCUAAAUCAGAAUAUUCUGCACACCCAUCUUUGGCAGCCAAAGCUGAUGUUCAGCAGAUUGUAAUGUAUUGCAAGGAGAAGCUUAUUUGUGGAGAAUCAGAAUUUUCCUUUGAAGAACUGAGAGCCCAGAAAUAUAGUCAAUGGAAAAAGCAUGAACAAUGGGUAAAUGAGAGACAUUAUAUGAAAAGGAAAGAAGCAAACGCGUUUGAAGAACAACUGUUAAAACAGAAAACGGAGGAACUUCAUAAGAAGUUGCACCAAGUGGUGGGGAUGUCACAUGAGAACCUGCCCGCUGUCCAGGCAAGGUCUGAGGUUGAUCCAGCACAUCUGGGGCCAGGUGUAGGCUCUCCGCAGGAACUGGGAGGUCCAUCUCUUCCAGCUGUCAAUCAGCAGACCUCAGAGACCAUAGCAGAGAAAGCCAGAGAGGCAACUCCUGUCAUUCCUCAAAUGGCAGAUGCUGUCACUGUCGCUUUGGUGUCCCCGGCUGUCAGCCAGAGUGUAGCACCGCCUGUUCUUUUGACAGCCCAGCUGGUGACAGAUGCUGUGUUUGCAGUGGCCAGAAAAGAUUUGCAAUGUGUGACUAAAAGUACUCAGGAAUUCAAGCCACAGAGUGGAGCAGAGGUAAAAGAAGGGUGCGAGACACAUAAGGUUGUUAACACAAGUUCUUUUCACACAACUCCAAACAUGUCACUGGGAAUGGUUCAGGCGACACCAUCCAAAGUGCAGCCGUCACCCACCGUGCACACCAAAGAGGCAUUAUGUUUCAUCAUGAAUGUGUUUCAGGCUCCUACACUUCCUGAUAUUUCUGAUGACAAAGAUGAAUGGCCAUCAUUAGAUCAAAACGAAGAUGCAUUUGAAGCCCAAUUUCAAAAAAACGCAACGUCUUCUGGGGCUUGGGGAGUUAAUAAGAUUAUCUCUUCUUUGUCAUCUGCUUUUCCUGUGUUUGAAGAUGGAAACAAAGAAAAUUAUGGAUUACCACAGCCUAAACCUACAGGAGCAAGGACCUUUGGAGAAUGCUCUGUAAGCAGAUUUCCUUCAAGACCAAAUGUAAUACCUCAUGCUGAAGAAUUGUCAGAUGAUUCAACCAUAUGGGGCGUCCGCUGCGACGAAACGCUGGCACCCACUCCUGAAAGCCCGGGAGACUUGACAUCCGCUGCACAGCUUGCAUCCACGCCUUUCCACAAACUCCCAGUGGACUCGGUGCAUGCCCUAGAAGAUAAAGAAAAUGUGGCAGUGAAACAGCACACCCAUGUGACUGUGGAUGCCAGAGGAAAAGACCUGGUGGGACCCCCAGAAGACAAACAGUCCAGUUCAAUUCAAGAGAAAAGCCCAGAACCAGCCUUCCCCACAAAUCUGUCUUCGGCGUCCUUGUUCCACCUGAGCCAGCCUGCUGCAGUUGGUAUGCUGACCAGAGAGGCAGAGAGGGGCCGCAGCUGUUAACUCACAGACACUGACUUUGCCAUUGCAGAGGAUCCAUCAAAGGCCAACGUGGGGCUCCAAGCAGAACAGAUGCAAACUAGUUCCCUUGGGAAUGUUGAUGCUCCAAACUUCACUAUUGAGAAUCCAUGGGAUGAUAAGUUGAUUCUCAAACUUCUGUCUGGGAUUUCUCAACCAGUGAGUUCCUAUCCAAAUACUUUCGCAUGACAUUGUAAGCCCAAGAAUGAAUUUCAAUUGGGUUCUUUGCUGGUCUAUGUUGAUCACCUUCUUGAAGAAGGGGCCUUUGCCCAAGUCUAUGAAGUUACCCAUGGAGAUAUGAAUGAUACAAAAACCCAGAAAUUUGUUUUAAAGGUCCAGAAGCCGGCCAGCCCCUGGGAAUUCUACAUUGGGACCCAGCUGAUGGAGAGACUAAAGCCAAGUAUAUGGUACAUGUUUAUCAAAUUCUAUUCUGCCCACUUUUUCCAGAAUGGCAGUGUAUUAGUAGGGGAUCUCUACAGCUAUGGAACAUUAUUAAAUGCCAUUAACCUCUAUAAAAACACCCCUGAGAAAGUGAUGCCUCAGCCUCUAGUCCUCUUGUUUGCUGUCAGAAUGCUCUACAUGAUUGAACAAGUCCACGGCUGCGAGAUCAUUCACGGAGACAUUAAGCCAGACAAUUUCAUACUUGGAAACAGAUUUCUGGAACAGGACAGUGAAGGUGAUGAUUAAUCUGCUGACUUGGCCCUGAUUGACCUGGGUCAGAGUAUAGAUAUGAAACUUUUUCCGAAAGGAACUACAUUUACAGCAAAGUGUGAAACAUCUGGUUUUCAGUGUACUGAGAUACUCAGUAACAAACCGUGGAACUACCAGAUUGAUUACUUUGGAGUUGCUGCAACAGUGUACUGCAUACUUUUUGGCACUUACAUGAAAGUGAAAAAUGAAGGAGUCUGGAAGCCUGAAGGUCUUUUUAGAAGGUGAGUAUUGGCUUUGGUGCUACCACGGAGAGAAUAAACACAGUGGGGUGUUGGGCUCCAUGGAAGAUGGAUCUCUGCCACGGCAAGGGACCCAUGCCUGGGGAGCACGGUGCAACCGCAUGAUCCUUGACUCCAGGCCAGCGCACAAGCCACCUUGCUUCACAGCUUCUGUUUCCCAGGUUGUGUUAGCAGCAGCCAGUGCCCUCGAAGAACCAAUAAAGCUCCUGGCCAAGUGCUGGCAUUCUGUGCACCCAGAGAAAUCACCCAGUGGCACUGACCUCGGGUUUGUGCUUGUUUUCUUGCCUGUGUGAGUGCAGAUAAUACUGAUUGUUUCCCUCAGGUGUUUCUUAAAGAAGCAAAGGAAUAAUGUGUGUGACAGUGUUUGUAAGUUACAAAGGAAAGUGGCGAGGCAGGUGUCUAUCACAGGAUGGGGUUUAAGUCCCAUGCUUUGGUGACCUGAGUUUUUCUAAGACUGUUUUCCCAUCUCUAAACUCAUAGUGAAAAUCAGUGACUAGACUAGAACCCCUCCUGUCACCUCAGAUGUGAGUAGCUCUCUUUCUCCAGUGUCGGGUGGAGAGAUGACUAGGAAUCUUGGAAACAAGUAUUUGGGAUGUGCUUGUUCAUUGUAUCACUUAUACAUUCUUAACUUUUUUUGAAGUAUAAAAACAUACACAGAAAAAUGAAUUUGCAUGUUUAUACCUUGAAAAA
Manis pentadactyla (Chinese pangolin) is the source of this 3808-nucleotide messenger RNA. RefSeq names its product mitotic checkpoint serine/threonine-protein kinase BUB1-like. NCBI's taxonomy places the organism in Eukaryota, Metazoa, Chordata, Mammalia, Pholidota, Manidae. The record is from RefSeq and is a predicted model, not a curated record. Gene Ontology annotation, molecular function: ATP binding; protein kinase activity. Gene Ontology annotation, biological process: mitotic spindle assembly checkpoint signaling; meiotic sister chromatid cohesion, centromeric; protein phosphorylation.